This is a messenger RNA of Polyodon spathula (Mississippi paddlefish), 2364 nucleotides long. It is a transcript of the gene kctd7, whose product is annotated as potassium channel tetramerization domain containing 7. Gene Ontology annotation, molecular function: protein binding. Bases 352 to 1233 code for a protein of 293 amino acids. The transcript has 4 exons. Gene Ontology annotation, biological process: protein homooligomerization. The record is from RefSeq and is a predicted model, not a curated record. Lineage: Eukaryota; Metazoa; Chordata; Actinopteri; Acipenseriformes; Polyodontidae.
GCACACGCAUCACAGGACAGAGUAGGAUCGGAGAUACUUAUAUUUGAAAACAGCAUCAUAAUACUGUUAAGAAGUGACCGUUUGGAAAGAUGCCAAGUCCCACCCUUCUGUUGAUGUCAGUAUAUUCUGUAUCCCGCAGGACCUAACGGGGAACCCAUUUGCCAGUACAAUCGGAUUCUGUGCUCUCAUAAUAAGCCAUCGCUAUUUAUAUUGCGUGCAGGGCGGAGGAGGCGAGCCUCGCGAUGCAGCUCGGUCGCUUUUUCACACUCGGUGCUGUCCUGCUUCUGCCACAGGAGAAUAUUAUUUGGAAAGGAUAGGAGGCUUCAAAACGCGCCGCGACUGCUCUGAGUUAUGGUGGUAUUUUCGGGCAGCAAAGAGACUGCAACCCCAAACGAUACAAUGUCGAGCUCGGACUCUGCAGAAGACGAUUUCAGAAAACCAGCUCUUCCCAUCUCGAAUCUGAAUCUGGGGAAGGCGGUUCAUACUUUAAACGCCCUGCAGCAAGAGUUCCCUGAAGUGAUCCCCCUGAACGUGGGAGGGACGUACUUCACCACGCGGCUGUCCACGCUGCGCCGGUACGAGGACACCAUGCUGGCUGCCAUGUUCAGUGGGCGGCACCGCAUCCCGCGCGACGCAGAGGGGAGGUUCUUCAUUGACCGCGAUGGUGCCUACUUCGGGGACAUCCUGAAUUUCCUGCGCGCCGGGGAGCUGCCUGCGCGGGAGCGGGUCCGAGCGGUGCAUCGGGAGGCGCAGUACUACUCCAUCGGGCCACUGCUGGCGAGCCUGGAGGAGGUCCAGCCUCUCACCGGGGAGAAGGUGCGCCAGGCCUUCCUCGACCUCAUGCCCUAUUACAAAGAGAACUUGGAGCGCAUCCUGGAGAUCGCCAAGCUGCGCGCCAUUCAGAGGAAGGCCCGCUUCGCCAAGCUGAAGAUCUGCGUGUACAAGGAGGAGAUGCCAGUGACGCCCUACGAGCGGCCGCUCUUCAACUCCCUGCGCUUCGAGCGCAGCGAGAGCGAGGCCAAACUGUUCGAGCACCACUGCGAGGUGGACGUGUCCUUCGGUCCCUGGGAGGCCGUGGCAGAUGUGUACGACCUGCUGCACUGCAUCGUCAGCGACCUGGCCACGCGGGGCGUCAACGCCGAUCACCAGUGCAUCGGGGUGUGUGACAAGCACCUCAUCAACCACUACUACUGCAAGAGACCCAUCUACGAGUUCAAGAUCACCUGGUGGUGACCCUCCUCCCAGGCUCCGCCCCUGCUCACGCCUCGGCGGGUUUUCAUUGGUUGCGAUGGCCUCUGCAAGGCAAGAUGAGGUGUAGUGGAAUGUUCCGUGGGUCAGUCAUUUUGAUUGGCGAAGAAGAGAUGCCAUGGUUGUUUUAUAAUGGUGUGUCGUUUGCUGAGGAUACUGUGAUGUGUGGUGGAUUUGUUGUCUGGUGUCAGGAAGCUGCCUCUGCCAAACCGUAUUUCCCGGCAGUAUUUGUCCGCUGCUAAUUUGUGUCUCCUUGCAAAUUAGUGUUAAGUAGUAUCAGCUGGGCUUGGUCUCAGUUCUUCAAUUGCUUCCUAAAACAAAAUCACUGAAAUGGGGCAAGUGCAUACAAAUGAUUAUGGUUUGCUUAAAACAAUAUUUUUUGCAGUGCAAAUUUAGCAUUACAUCCAGUAUAGAUGGCAAUUACAUAUGAGAGGAAUAAGUGAAGCUGCCACAUAGAGGUACAACUAUAAAGAAAGUCAAGUAGACAAACAUUUCUGCAUUAGCCAAAACGAGUUGUCUAUUUCAGUUGGUAGAGGAAGAGAAUGACCACUGCACAACCCAUGUAUCUUUUUGGCUGAUAAGCCAAGCAUUCCCACAAAUCACAUGACCAAAAAGUCUACAGCUGUUCCCAUGCAGAACAGCUUAACGAUGUUGAUGUAUAAGCCACUGUACAAGCAAAGCAAUGCUAUCCCAGCACAAUCAUCUUUUUGCCACAUAGCUGAACAAAUUAAAAGCGUGGACUCACUGGCCAGGAGAAGGAUUCCAGAACCAGCUUUGAAACGCUGUGUCUGCAAGUACGCCGCAAUGGACCUCCCAGACACUAGGGGGCAGCUUCAGUGUUUACAUUAUUUAUUUGUUUGUUUGUUUAUUUAUUUAUUUAUUCAUGAAGUUUAUUAUGAAGUGAUCUGAAAUAUAGAACUGAGUUGUUGGGUUCUAGUUUUGUUACAUGAACAGAUGUUUUGUCUCCUUCAAACAGUCCCAAUAAGAAGUCUCGUGUCCCAUGUGGCCCAAUAAGAAGUCUCAUGUCAUGUCAUGUGAUGUUUUUGUUUGACAGUUUCUAAGGAUUUUGCUGACAGAAAUGCUUGCUAUAUUAAAUCUGCAGCUAUCUACUGAAAA